CCCAUAUUUUCUCUCUCUUCUCGUCCAAAAAAAUCUCUCUCUAAAACCCUAAUUGUGAAAAUCCAAAUCUACCUUGGGUAUCUUUCAACAGCCCUGUAGUAGCUUCUCAAAGAUGUCGAACUUAGACAAGUCGCUUGACGAUUUGAUAAAGAUGAACAAGAAAUCUGGAGCAGCAGCAGGAGCUGGAGGUGGAGGAUCUAACCCUAGAGGCGGCAGAGCUCGUAACUCAGGCCCUGGUCCCUCUCGUCGACUCCCCAAUCGUACCUCAAAUCGCUCCACUCCAUACUCAUUCGGAAAGGUUCAAGCGCCGGAGACGAAUUGGCAGCAUGACAUGUUCGCAGACCACGCGGCGGCGGUGGCGUACACAGCGCAGGUUGGUCGAGUGUCCGCAAUCGAGACCGGCACGAAACUACUCAUCUCUAACUUGGAUUAUGGAGUCUCCAUUGAAGACAUCAAGGAGCUCUUCUCAGAGGUUGGGGACCUAAAGCGAUAUUCAAUUCAUUAUGAUAGAAGUGGAAGAUCAAAGGGAACGGCAGAAGUAGUCUUCUCACGACGGAAAGAUGCCGAGGCAGCUGUCAAAAGAUACAACAAUGUUCAAUUGGAUGGAAAGCCCAUGAAAGUCGAGAUUGUAGGAACAAAUAUUGCUACUCCUGCUGCUCCAUCUCUACUUCCACCUCUACUUCCACCUCCAUCUACAAAUGUCAUGUAUGGAAAUCAAAAUCGUGCUCCCAGAAGCAAUCAAGGACGAGGUGGUUCCAUUGGACAACCUCGAGGUGGUGGCCGAGGGUUUAGAAGGGAUCGCGAUCGUGGACAGGGUAGAGGUCGUGGUGAAAAGAUAUCAGCAGAAGAUCUUGAUGCUGAUUUGGAGAAGUAUCACACUGAAGCAAUGCAAACAAAUUGAAGGCAAAAAAGUGCUGAUUUGCAUAGCAAAGUUUGGAGAAGGAAAUGCAAAAUCACUGAGGACAUCUUGGAUUUUGUAAUGAAGCUUGGUAUUGUUAUGUUCUUUGCUUGAUUGUGAUAAAUUGUUGUUUGUACCAAAAGAAACUCUUCUUGGAUUUUUGUUGUGAAGCUUAGGAUUCUUAUGUUCUUAGCUUGAAUAUGAGUGCAAGGCUUAAUGAGAAAGUGGUGUUUGUACUAAAAGAAACUGUUGCUUUUUUCCGUUUCUUGGCUUAGGGGCCACCUUUGUACCCCCCC
Camellia sinensis is the source of this 1194-nucleotide messenger RNA. RefSeq names its product THO complex subunit 4B. Gene Ontology annotation, cellular component: nucleus. Lineage: Eukaryota; Viridiplantae; Streptophyta; Magnoliopsida; Ericales; Theaceae. Gene Ontology annotation, molecular function: mRNA binding. Gene Ontology annotation, biological process: mRNA export from nucleus. The record is from RefSeq and is a predicted model, not a curated record.